UGGCAGCUGGGUGCUGAGAGUCUGGUAGGGAGUGAGUGGCCGCCCGAGGCUCGCAGCCCCUGGCCAGGCCGACCUAUGGAGCUCGAGAACAUAGUAGCCAACACCGUGCUGCUGAAAGCCAGGGAAGGUGGUGGGGGAAACCGAAAAGGAAAGAGCAAAAAAUGGCGACAGAUGCUGCAGUUUCCACAUAUCAGCGAAUGUGAGGAGCUAAGGCGUACGAUUGAGCACGAUUAUCACAGUCUUUGUGAUCGUCAACCCAUUGGACGUCUUCUCUUCCGUCAAUUUUGUGAGACUCGGCCAGAGUUGUGGCGUUGUGUCCACUUCCUAGAUGCUGUGACUGAGUAUGAAGUAUCUCCAGACGAGAAGCGGAAAGAAUGUGGUCAGCUACUGAUUCAAAAAUACCUCACUAAUACGAGUGAAGAUUAUAUCACAGAGGUCCCUGAACAGCUGGUCGGUGGUUGUAGAGACAGCUUGGAAAACAAACCAUGCAAAGAACUGUUUAAAGACUGUUCUAAACUUGUCCAUGACUUCCUCAGCAUGGCUCCAUUUUCAGAUUACCUGGAUAGCCAACAUUACAACCGCUUUUUACAGUGGAAAUGGCUAGAGAGACAGCCAGUCACAAAGAAUACAUUUCGCCAAUACAGAGUUCUGGGCAAAGGGGGAUUUGGUGAGGUUUGUGCCUGCCAAGUUCGAGCAACAGGCAAGAUGUAUGCAUGCAAGAAACUUGAGAAGAAACGUAUUAAGAAACGGAAAGGGGAAUCCAUGGCCUUAAAUGAGAAACAGAUCUUAGAGAGAGUCAACAGCAGGUUUGUAGUUAGUCUGGCUUAUGCAUAUGAGACAAAAGACGCUCUUUGUCUGGUGCUAACACUAAUGAAUGGAGGUGAUUUGAAAUUUCACAUUUAUCACAUGGGUGAGGCUGGAUUUGAUGAAGACAGAGCAAUAUUUUAUGCUGCAGAAAUUUGUUGUGGCCUUCAAGAUUUACAACAAGAGAGAAUAGUUUACAGGGAUUUAAAACCAGAAAAUAUUUUGCUGGAUGACCAUGGACACAUCCGGAUCUCUGAUCUUGGAUUGGCUGUGCACAUCCCAGAAGGUCAAACUAUUAAAGGCAGAGUAGGCACUGUAGGAUACAUGGCUCCUGAGGUGGUGAAGAAUGAACGGUACACAUUCAGCCCUGACUGGUGGGCGCUUGGUUGUCUGCUGUAUGAGAUGAUAGAGGGACAGUCCCCUUUCCAGCAGAGGAAGAGGAAGAUCAAACGUGAGGAGGUAGAGCGGUUAGUAAAGGAAGGCCAAGAAGAAUAUUCAGGCAAGUUUUCGCCAGAGGCUAAGGCUCUUUGUACUAUGCUUCUAUGUAAAGACCCUGAUCAGCGAUUAGGGUGUUGUGGUGGAGGAGCACAGGAAGUAAAAGAACACCCAUUGUUCAGGCAUAUAAAUUUUAAGAGACUUGAAGCUGGAAUGCUAGAUCCCCCAUUCAAACCAGAUCCACAAGCAAUUUACUGCAAGGAUGUCCUGGACAUAGAACAGUUUUCAACAGUGAAAGGAGUGGAGCUAGAGCAAACCGACAGCGACUUUUACAGAAAAAUUGCUACUGGUUGUGUGUCUAUACCGUGGCAAGAUGAGAUGAUAGAGACCGACUGCUUCAAAGAAUUAAGUGAAGUGCCCUUGGAUGGACCUGUCCCACCUGAUCUGGACUGGAGAGGUCUACCUUCCCCGGAACCCAAGAAAGGCCUGCUGCAGCGACUGUUCAGCAGACAGGACUGUUGUGGUAACUGCAGUGAUAGUGAAGAUGAGCCGACUCGCCUAUAGUUUCGCGGGACUUCAAAACAAUUGAGCUGGAGGGAAGAACUGGCUCAUACUGUAAGUGAGCAGGAUUAAUGAAUCUCCUCUUCUGCUCCCAGAGGACAGCCGCCUGGAUGCCUUUGUACUUGUAUUAUCGUAGCACUACUACCUAACUGCACUGCUGCAAUGUCACCAAAAUGCCUGGAUAUUUGAUUUCUCCUUUGUAACAUGUCUUGUUGAUUUUUAUACAUUUUUGUUUUCUAAAAAAAAAAACACGCCAGACUUUU
This is a messenger RNA of Rana temporaria (common frog), 2063 nucleotides long. It is a transcript of the gene GRK6, whose product is annotated as G protein-coupled receptor kinase 6. NCBI's taxonomy places the organism in Eukaryota, Metazoa, Chordata, Amphibia, Anura, Ranidae. The record is from RefSeq and is a predicted model, not a curated record. Gene Ontology annotation, cellular component: plasma membrane; cytoplasm. The coding region runs from base 76 to 1803 and encodes 575 amino acids. Gene Ontology annotation, biological process: signal transduction; protein phosphorylation; regulation of signal transduction. The transcript is spliced from 17 exons. Gene Ontology annotation, molecular function: ATP binding; G protein-coupled receptor kinase activity.